AUGGGCUUCCACUUCCCCACCCUCACGAAGAAGCAUAGGCUGAGUGUUACCAUCGGCAUAUCGUUCAGCUUCUUCCUCCUGGAGCUGAUAUUUGGCAUCAGGACCGGCUCACUGGCACUCAUCGCCGAUGCCUUUCAUUAUCUGAACGACCUCGUUGGAUUUGCCGUCGCGUUGGGUGCUAUCAUGAUCUCGGAACGCAGCACAACACCAAAGGCGUUUUCUUUCGGAUGGCAACGUGGUCAGCUCCUUGGUGGUUUCUUCAACGGUGUCUUCCUUUUGGCCCUUGGUAUCAGCAUCUUUCUCCAGUCUAUUGAGCGUUUCGUUGAUCUGAAGGAGGUCGAGGACCCGAUGACCGUCUUGAUCUUGGGCAGCGUUGGACUGUUCCUGAACAUUAUUUCCCUGCUGUUCCUUCAUGACCAUGAUCAUGGCCACGGUCAUGGCCACAGCCACAGUCAUAGCCACGACCAUACCCACGCUCAUGACGAUGAACGCCUACCGGAAGGUACGGGUGUCGCACCCCACGACCAUCAUCAUGGCAGCGAUGAUUCCGACGAACAAUCAGUCGAACGCCAUACCGAGCACCGUCACGCCACCGUUGACCUCAAAGGACCCGGCUACGAUCUCGGUAUGCUCGGCGUCGUCCUCCACGUCAUCGGUGAUGCCAUCAACAAUAUCGGCGUCAUGAUUGCCGCUCUGGUCAUCUGGAAGUCCAAGGACGAGGCCCGAUUCUACGCCGACCCCGCAGUGAGCUUGUUCAUCGCCAUUAUGAUCUUCGCAUCGGCAUUCCCUCUGGUCAAAAACUCCGGUUCCAUCCUACUCCAAACUGCUCCCUUGGGCGUCAACAUGGAUGAUAUCCGACAUGAUCUCGAGAAGAUUCCCGGCAUCGAAUCCAUCCACGAACUCCAUGUGUGGCGCCUCAAUGAGCGCAAGGCCAUCGCCUCAGUCCACGUCGUUGUCUCUGAUGAAAGCGUCCCUAGCUUUAUCAUGACCGCCAGGCACAUCAACGAGUGUCUCCAUGCUUACGGCAUUCACUCUGCUACUCUGCAACCCGAGCUCUCGAGCGCAAGCCAACCCACGCCGCCCGUGGUUCCUGAUCAAUCCCUAGACACGCAAGAUGGAGCCAUUUCAUCGGCCGUAGAGACGAGGGUUAGCAUUGAGGACAAAGAGGGAAAGAGCAAGGUGGUACAGAGGGCAUCUUCGAUAAAGGAGUGCCAGCUUAUUUGCACGAAGCUUUGCGAAGGCGAUCAAGCCCGCAACUCCGGCCACGCCGCCAUAACGCCGGGCCCUGAUAAGCAAUGCUCUACCCAAGCUCUUAUCCGCGAAGGAACAGGCAAUGCAGCGCCGUUUAAGGCAGCUUCUGGUCCGAAGCAACGCCUUGUCUCGCAAAAAAAUAGCCGCAACAGGCUAUCCCCUCAACAGGCCGUCGAGUUCAGCCCAACUCCUCUCCAGGAAACCACAUCAGGCACCGGAGUUAAACAAGUCAUGGGGUUUCUUCCCAAAACUGCUUCGUGUGUAGUGGACACUAUGCACUAG
This is a messenger RNA of Scedosporium apiospermum, 1533 nucleotides long. RefSeq lists its product as uncharacterized. Bases 1 to 1533 code for a protein of 510 amino acids. The transcript is spliced from 9 exons. The record is from RefSeq and is a predicted model, not a curated record. Lineage: Eukaryota; Fungi; Ascomycota; Sordariomycetes; Microascales; Microascaceae. Gene Ontology annotation, cellular component: membrane. Gene Ontology annotation, molecular function: zinc ion transmembrane transporter activity. Gene Ontology annotation, biological process: zinc ion transmembrane transport; intracellular zinc ion homeostasis.